AUGACUUACGACUUCCCCCAAAAGUACGCCAAUGCGGUCGAAGAAGGCCUCAUUCCUGGCUUUGCACUGCUUGCCGCCAAGAAUGACGAGACCAUCUACUCCCACGCUGCCGGCGUCCGGUCCCAGUCACAGCUCGGCAACCCAGCCUUCGAUAUGGACACAGUAGCUGCUAUAGCAUCUUGCACCAAGCUCAUGACAGCGGUCCUGGCCAUGCAGGUCGUUCAGGACGGACUCAUCGGCCUGGACGAUCCCGAGCAGGUUGCCCGCCUGCUGCCCAAAAUGGGCAGCCAUGGCGUACUCGAAGGCUUUGAUGAAAAUACCGACGAGCCCAUCAUAAAGCCCGUUCAGGUGCCCAUCACUUUGCGGGUGCUCCUGUCACACACGUCGGGUAACGAGUACGACUUGUUCAACCCGGACCUUGCCAAGUGGCGCAUGCAACGCGGCGAGCAGCCUUGGGUGGGCGCGACUGCGGAAGAAAAGACGUCCAUGCCUUUGACGUAUCAACCCGGCUCGAGCUGGAGAUACAGUUCCAGCAUGGACCUGACGGGACUGUUGAUCGAGAGACUGACAGGACGGACGCUCGACGAGCUCUUGAUUGAGCGCAUCCUUCAGCCUCUGGGGAUAGCCGAAGGAGAAUUUACAUUCUCCCCGAACAGCUACCCCGGUUCCAAGGCUCGCAAGAGCGACAUGAGCACACUGGACGAAAACACUCUGGCCGCGCCGGCCAAAGAUCUUCCUGGCUUCGACCAGACGUUCGGUGCGAUGGUCUGCCUCGGCGGUGGCGGUUCGUAUGCUACCCCGGCGGCGUAUUUUGCAUUCAUCAAGGCUGUUGCGCGGCGGGACGGCAAGCUGCUGAACGAGGCGUCGUGGGUUGAAAUGUUCCGUCCGCAGCUGGAUCAGCAAUGCGAAGACUCGCUGAACGCCUGGAUCCAGUCAUCGCCCUUUGUUUCGCGGACGGUGGGUAUGGGCUUGCCGGAUGACCUGCGCAAGUCGUGGAGCUUUGCAGGCAUGGUCUGCCUUGAGGGGCGUGAGGGCGUCGUCAAUGCUGGGACUAUCAUGUGGGGUGGCGUGAUGAGUAUAAUGUGGUUUAUCGAUCCCAAGGCCGAGACUUGCGGUACUUGUUUCGUUCAGAUCCUGCCGCCUAUGGUGCCAUCUGUCUUGGCUCUUCAUCAGGGGUUCAGGCAGGAGGCUUUCGAUGGCAUGCUCAAAGAGAUUUGCGCCGCGCUUCUCGAAGCCGACGUCAACGUGCGCCUCGUCGGCCAGCUGCGCAAGUCGAUAAAAUCAACCGUCAACUUCAAGGAGCUCCCGCCCGCCGUCAACAAGAAGCGCCUGAUUCAAAAGGCUGUCUUCGACGAGCUCGUCAGCCUCGUUGACCCCCACGCCGAGCCCUUCAAGCCGAAAAAGGGCAAGUCAAACGUCAUCAUGUUUGUCGGUCUGCAGGGUGCCGGAAAGACGACAACGUGUACGAAGCUGGCGAGGCACUACCAGAGCAGGGGUUUCAAGGCCUGCCUGGUGUGCGCCGAUACCUUCCGAGCCGGUGCAUUCGACCAAUUGAAGCAGAACGCGACCAAGGCCAAGAUACCAUACUACGGUUCCCUGACCGAGACGGAUCCCGCGGUCGUGGCGAGGGAGGGUGUGGACAAGUUUAAGAAGGAGCGCUUCGAGGUCAUUAUCGUCGAUACUUCGGGAAGGCAUAGGCAAGAGUCGGCGCUGUUCCAGGAGAUGAUGGAUAUCCAGAAGGCGGUAAAGCCAGACGAAACAAUCAUGGUAUUGGACGCGAGCAUCGGACAGCAGGCCGAGGCGCAGGCAAAGGCGUUCAAGGAGGCGGCUGAUUUCGGAGCCAUCAUAAUCACAAAGACGGACGGCCACGCAAGUGGUGGUGGUGCGAUAUCAGCGGUUGCGGCAACACACACCCCUAUAGUGUUCAUCGGCACGGGUGAGCACAUGCUUGAUCUGGAGCGUUUCGCGCCGCAGCAGUUCAUCUCCAAGUUACUGGGCAUGGGAGAUAUGGCAGGGCUUGUGGAGCACGUGCAGUCUCUCAAACUGGAUCAAAAGGACACCAUAAAACACAUCACCGAAGGCAUAUUCACGAUAAGGGAUUUGCGCGACCAGCUGCAGAACAUAAUGAAGAUGGGCCCAUUGUCCAAGAUGGCGGGCAUGAUCCCCGGCAUGAGCAACAUGAUGCAGGGAAUGGACGACGAGGAAGGAACCGGCAAGCUCAAGCGCAUGAUCUACAUCUGCGAUUCGAUGACGGACAAGGAGCUCGACAGCGAUGGCAAAAUCUUCACGGAGCAGCCGACGAGGAUGACGAGGGUAGCGCGCGGGUCAGGGACGCAUGUGCGCGAGGUCGAGGAUCUACUGACGCAGCAGAGGAUGAUGGCCGGCAUGGCCAAGAAGAUGGGAGGCAACAUGAAGAACAUGCAAAGGGCGCAGCAGGCCAUGGGCGGUGGAAACAAGCAGCAGCAACUCGCAGCGAUGCAAAAGAGGUUGCAGAGCAUGGGUGGUGCCGGCGGUGCCGGCGGCAUGCCGGAUAUGGGAAGCCUGAUGAAGAUGCUUGGCGGUGGUGGUGGUGGUGGCAUGCCCGGCGGCAUGGACAUGGCGGCCAUGAUGAAGCAGAUGGGUGGCAUGAUGGGAGGCGGUCAAGGGCGUGGCAGGAGGUGA
Molecule: messenger RNA, 2661 nt
Organism: Pyricularia pennisetigena
Lineage: Eukaryota; Fungi; Ascomycota; Sordariomycetes; Magnaporthales; Pyriculariaceae
Exons: 2
Coding region: 1-2661 (886 amino acids)
Biological process (GO): SRP-dependent cotranslational protein targeting to membrane; SRP-dependent cotranslational protein targeting to membrane, translocation
Cellular component (GO): signal recognition particle, endoplasmic reticulum targeting; cytosol
Molecular function (GO): GTPase activity; 7S RNA binding; GTP binding
Source: RefSeq, a predicted model, not a curated record